AUGCGGUUCAUUUUCAAACUAUUUCUACAUUUUCUGAUUCCAAUUCUCGUCGAUUCUUACAUUAUUAGUGCCGGCACAGUCGUAUAUUGUCUUCCCCAAACUAACAAAGAAUGUCAGUCCGAGAUGGAAAGGAAAGAUGCUGUCUUGAAAAAUAUUGGAUAUGGUUAUCCACCACUAACAAGUGUGUUAAAGAAUUAUACAGAGCAAUGUCAGAAUGUUAUGGGAGAUUUAACAACUGGAAAUUUCAAAAGUGAAAAACAAUGUUUUCUGAAAAUCGUCCAAGAAGUCUGCGACUCCACAUACUCCGAUUUUUUCCAAAAAAACUAUGAAGACAUUGUAGAAUCUUAUACAACUAAACCUGCAGUGGAUGAAUUCUGUGCGAGUCCUAAUGAUAAAUUUAAUAGAAUGCAAUGCGAUAUUACGUUUAAAAAAAUGUUCGAGGGAAUGCGGCAAUUAUCUCUACUGGACAUGGCCAAUCGAUCAAGUUCUAAAAUUCAAUCAAGUCUUGAAUUGAGCAGAAAUGUUCAGAAAUGUAUGGAUAGACUGUGUUUCUUUUAUGAGAAUGAGAAAAAUGAUACCAAAUUAUUCACCGAAGUUUUUCAAGCUUUACCUGUAGAUUUGGCGAAAAUUUUCAAGGAACGACCGAGAUUGUUGGAGUACAACUGUAUGGUUAACAUGACUUUGGGCAAAUUUCUCGGGGAACAAUUGCCAUGUGCAGCUAUUGGAAAUAAGAACAAUUGUAGCUUGUCAACUAUUACUCAUUUCUGUCAAGAGGAAAUAUUUGCGGAUUUUGGCAAUUUGACAGUUUCCAUGGAACCGCGGAAAGAAUUGUAUAACACUCCGGAGUUUGAGUUUUCGAUGUUGAGAAAUAAGAAAAAUCGAAAGAAAUUUGUUUUCACUGUAAAAAAUGAAGAACAUAUUCUCGUUAAGUCUAACAUUCCCGAUUGUCUUUCCGAACUCAGAAAAGAAUGUCAAUCAGAGGUGGAAAUGAAAAAUGCGGUCGUGAAAAGUAUUGGAUCUACUUUUCCACCACUAACAGAUGCAUUGAAGAAUUUCACGGAGCAAUGUCAGAAUGUUAUGAAAUGUGCAUCUGGCUUGGAGUGUUUCAAAGAAAAAUCAGAAAAGAAAGUUUUUGAAAAAUCUUGUGAUAAUGUGGGCACAAACAAAUAUGCGUUUGAUUAUCAAUGCAUGAUAGGUCUUAUAAUGGAAGUGUUUGAUGGUUCACAUAAUUGCACAAAAGAUAUAAUUAGGGGGAACAUAACUACUGAAAAUUUUAAAACUCAUAAACAAUGUUUUCUGAAAAUCUUCCAAGAAGGCGUUCAACCCAUAAGCUGCGAUUUUUUCCAAAAAAACUAUGAAGAAGUUGUGGAAUUAUACACAACCAGACCUGCAGUGGAUAACGGGUUCUGUGCGAGUCCCAACGACAAGUUCAAUAGAAUGCAAUGUGACUAUUUCUAUGACAAAAUCUUUCAAAAAUUGGACGAAACAAAGUUACUCUCAGUAUCCAACCGAUCUGAUCCCAUGGUUCAAGAAAUUUUGGAGUUGAGCUAUUACUAUCAGAAAUGCACGGACAAACUCUGUUUAGUUGAUGAAUAUGAGAAAGAACAAUCAAACAUACUCGAUAAAGUACUUCAAAAGCUACCUGAAAGUUUAUUGGAAAUUUUCAAGGAACGACCAAAGUUGUUGGAGUACAGCUGUAUGGUUAAUUUGACUUUGUUAAAAUUUAUCAGCGAUCAAUGUUAUGGUGUCAAGAAGAUAAACAAUUGUAACUUGUCAAUUAUCACAAAGUUUUGUGAAGAGGACAUUUUGGCGGAUUUUAGAAAUUUGACAGUUUCCAUGGAACUGCGUAAGGAAUUGUAUAACACUCCGGAGUUUGAGUUUUCAAUGUUCAAAAAUAAGAAGAAUCAGCAGAAAUUUGUUUUCACAAUGAAAGAAAAUAUACUAAAUUGA
This is a messenger RNA of Caenorhabditis remanei, 1950 nucleotides long. RefSeq lists its product as uncharacterized. The record is from RefSeq and is a predicted model, not a curated record. The coding region runs from base 1 to 1950 and encodes 649 amino acids. The transcript is spliced from 7 exons. NCBI's taxonomy places the organism in Eukaryota, Metazoa, Nematoda, Chromadorea, Rhabditida, Rhabditidae.